This is a messenger RNA of Prosopis cineraria, 3445 nucleotides long. RefSeq lists its product as uncharacterized. NCBI's taxonomy places the organism in Eukaryota, Viridiplantae, Streptophyta, Magnoliopsida, Fabales, Fabaceae. Gene Ontology annotation, biological process: proteolysis. Gene Ontology annotation, molecular function: serine-type carboxypeptidase activity. Gene Ontology annotation, cellular component: vacuole. Bases 103 to 3183 code for a protein of 1026 amino acids. The record is from RefSeq and is a predicted model, not a curated record. The transcript has 14 exons.
CCCAUCCCAUCAUCCAUCACUCCCUUCCUCUCUUUCCCUUCCUCAUCACCUUUUUCUCAUAGCUUUUGAAAUACUGAUAUUUUCCCAAGAAACAAGCACGCAAUGAUGGCAAUGGGCAAAGAAACUUGGUGGGUUCUUUUCCUUCUAUCAACACUGCUGUUGGUGGAAGAAAUCCAUGGAAGCAGGAAGCAAGAACAAGCCCUCAAGAAUCGGAACAAGUCUAAGUUCUUCAGUGGAGGAGCCAUUGACAGAAGCAGUAAAACAAUCUUCAAGGUAGAUGAAGCUGUGUAUGUCGAUGAUGAUAAGUCUCGUUACUAUUAUCCUCAACAAGGAUUGAAAGAGAAAGAUAGAAUUAAAAGACUUCCUGGACAGCCUGAAGAUGUGAGUUUCUCUCAAUAUGGAGGGUAUGUUACUGUGGAUAAAAUUGCAGGACGAGCUUUCUAUUAUUAUUUUGUUGACGCUCAACAAUCUCGUCAUAAGCAUAAAUUGCCUCUUCUUCUAUGGCUCAAUGGAGGUCCAGGAUGUUCAUCACUAGGGUAUGGAGCUAUGCAAGAGCUUGGACCAUUCAGAGUAAACAGUGAUGGCAAAACACUCCACAAAAACAAAUACUCAUGGAACCAUGGUGCAAAUGUAGUAUUUGUGGAAUCACCAGCAGGAGUGGGAUUUUCAUACUCAAACAAGACAUCAGAUUAUGACAAUAAUGGAGAUAGAAGAACUGCUACAGACAACUAUAUAUUCUUAAGAAACUGGUUAGAGAGGUUUCCUGAGUACAAAUCUUCUGAUUUCUACAUUGCUGGUGAGAGCUAUGCCGGUCAUUAUGUUCCUCAACUUGCUCACACCAUUCUUCAUCACAAUCAGCAUCCAAACUCUACCUUCUUCAUCAACCUCAAAGGCAUCUUGAUAGGGAAUGCAGUGAUAAAUGACGAGACAGACAGCAGAGGAAGAUGGGAUUUCCUGGCGAGCCAUGCCAUAAUAUCAGACAAAGCAGCUCAUGUUGUUAACAAUCUCUGCGAUUCCUCAGAGUCAGCUUCUUCCUCAAGCACUGAUGAACAAACCAAUGCGUGUAGAGCUGCAUCUGAUGAAAUAGAACAAGACGUUAACUCCAUCAAUAUCUACAACAUCUAUGCUCCUCAAUGCCUUGAUUCUAAUCUCACUUCCCCACCUAAGCCUCCUUCUAUAGUGACAGAUCCAUGCAUUGAUUAUUACGUGUAUGCAUACCUGAACCGGGUUGACGUGCAAGAAGCUAUGCAUGCUAACGUGACAAAGUUGACUCAUGAUUGGGGACUUUGCAGUGAUGUUAUCAACAAGUGGGGUGAUAGCCCUUCCACUGUGCUUCCUCUCUUACAAGAGUUCCUCAAUCAUAGCCUUCGGGUUUGGAUUUUUAGUGGUGACUUUGAUGGAAUGGUACCGGUUACUUCAACAAAGUAUUCCAUUGACAAGUUAAAUCUCCCUCCUAAGACUGUGUGGCAUCCUUGGUUCGUCGAUGGAGAGGUAGGAGGGUACACGCAAACAUUUAAAGGAGAGUUGACAUUUGCAACAGUGAGAGGAGCAGGACAUGAAGUGCCAAGCUACCAGCCAGCAAGAGCUCUUUCUUUGAUCAAUCACUUCUUAAAAGGCAUCCCUCUUCCUCAUACCACAACUUCAACACAAAACAACCAUGCAAUGGGAAGAGAAACUAGUUGGUUGGUCCUCUUCCUUCUCUCAACACUACUCUUGGUGGGUGAAAUCCAUGGAAGCAGAAAGCAAGAACAAGCUCUCAACAAUGUUCUAAGCAAGGCCAAGUUCAGAGGAGUUUCCACUGACAAUAGCAACAGGACAAACUUCGAGGUAGAUAAGGCUAUAUUUGGUGAGGAUGAAAAGGCUCGUUACUUUUAUCCUCAAGAAGGAUUGAAAGAGAAAGAUAGAAUCGAGAGACUCCCAGGACAACCUGAAGAUGUGAAUGUCUCUCAGUAUGGAGGUUAUGUCACUGUAGAUAAGGUUGCAGGACGAGCUUUAUAUUAUUAUUUUGUGGAAGCUCAACAAUCUGAUAGGCACAAACUGCCUCUUCUUCUUUGGCUCAAUGGAGGCCCUGGAUGUUCCUCUCUAGGGUAUGGAGCAAUGCAGGAGAUUGGGCCCUUUCGAGUGAACAGUGACGGCAAAACGCUUUACACAAACAAAUACUCUUGGAGCCUUGCUGCAAAUGUUCUAUUUUUGGAAUCACCAGCAGGAGUGGGAUUUUCAUAUUCAAAUAGGACAUCAGAUUAUGAUAAUAACGGGGACAAAAAAACUGCUUCAGAAAACUACAUAUUCCUAAGGAAUUGGUUGGAGAGAUUUCCUGAGUACAAUUCCUCUAAGUUUUACAUUGCUGGAGAGAGCUAUGCAGGCCAUUAUGUUCCUCAGCUUGCUGACACCAUUCUCCACCACAACAACCUCCCUAAUUCCUCCUUCUUCAUCAACCUCAAAGGCAUCUUAAUAGGAAAUGCAGUGCUAAAUGAUGAGACAGACAGUAGAGGAUUAUGGGACUUUCUUGCGAGUCAUGCCAUAAUAUCAGACAAAGCUGCCUUAGAUGUUCAAUUGUGUGAUUUCUCAAAUGUUGCCACAAAUCUUAGCAAUGAGUGCCAAGAAACAUUGGAAGAAAUCGGAACCAACAUUGUAGACAUUGAUUUAUACAACAUCUAUGCUCCUCUAUGCCACAAUUACAACCUCACUUCCCUUCCUAAGCCACAAAGUGAAAUGAUAGACCCAUGUAAUGAAGUGUAUGUGACAGCAUAUUUGAACAUGGCUGAGGUACAAGAGGCACUACAUGCCAAUGUCACAAAACUUACACAUGACUGGUCACCAUGUUCUGGUCUUAUCACCAAAUGGCUUGAUAGCCCUGACACAGUGCUUCCCCUCUUACAUCACUUACUCAAUCAUGGCGUUCGACUUUGGAUCUUUAGUGGGGACGUAGAUGGAAUAGUUCCGAUAACUUCAACCAAGUAUUCCAUUGAGUUGUUGAAUCUCACUGCUAUGACUUCUUGGCACCCUUGGUUUGUUGAUAGAGAGGUGGGAGGAUACACACAAAUUUACAAGAAAAACUUCACAUUUGCAACAGUGAGAGGAGCAGGGCAUCAGGUCCCAAGCUACCAGCCAGCAAGGGCCCUUUCUUUGAUCACUCAUUUCUUACAAGGCAUUCCUCUUCCUACAUAUAACCACACAUUUUGAUGCAUAAGAUAUAUAAUAUAGGGGCCGCAUGGGUUAGGCCGGGCAUCAUCCUUGCCUAUGCAACCCACUCCAAUGCGUAGUUAAUUUGGUACCUAAAUUUUCACGUUGGGAUUGGUCCCUACCUGAAAAGGUUUUUAAAUAAAACAUGAUACUAUCUCCUAUUGUAAUUUAAUUUCUCUUUUUAUCCUCUUUUAUCUCAAGUCACACAACUUUGGAAUGACGGUGUGUAAUAAGUGGAAGAAGAUAAACUUUUAUUUAUGAA